CUCACUCACACACUCACUCACACACACACAGUUUCCUCCUCCCCUGCCGCUGCUCCUCCUGCCUCGUCGCUCGUAUAAAAACCUUUGGACUACACAGCUGAAGGGAAAAAGCAUUAUUUGUUCCCCCCUCACUCUCUGUUUUGACAGGAUGAACAACAGUUUUUUAAACAUGGCGUCGAUAGGUGACUUCGACCCGCUCAACGCGUCUAUUCCUGCCACCAAAGUUGAAAUCACGGUGUCCUGCAGAAACCUGCUGGACAGGGACACCUUCUCCAAAUCAGACCCAAUUUGUGUUCUCUACACACAAGGCAUGGGCAACAAGGAGUGGAGAGAGUUUGGGAGAACAGAGGUGAUUGACAACACAUUAAACCCAGACUUUGUGCGAAAAUUCAUUUUGGACUACUUCUUUGAAGAGCGACAGAACCUACGAUUUGACUUGUAUGAUGUUGACUCCAAGAGUGCCAACCUGUCAAAACACGAUUUUCUGGGCCAGGCCCACUGUACUCUCGGAGAGGUGGUUGGAUCUUUGGGCAGUCGCUUGGAAAAAGCUCUAGGGGGGAUUCCUGGAAAGAAAUGUGGGACCAUUAUUGUGAAAGCAGAGGAGCUGAACAACUGCAGGGAAUCAGUGAUGAUGCAGUUCUGUGGGAACAAGUUGGACAAAAAGGAUUUCUUUGGCAAGUCUGACCCAUUCCUGGUCUUUUACAGGAGCAAUGAGGAUGGAACGUUCACCAUCUGUCACAAGACAGAGGUGGUGAAGAACACUUUGAACCCAGUGUGGCAGGCCUUUAAGAUCCCCGUGCGAGCUCUCUGCAAUGGUGACUAUGACAGGACAAUCAAGGUUGAGGUGUAUGACUGGGACAGAGAUGGCAGUCAUGACUUUAUCGGAGAGUUCAGCACCAGCUACAGAGAACUAUCGAGAGGGCAGAGCCAGUUCAACGUCUAUGAGGUGGUAAAUCCAAAGAAGAAAGGGAAGAAGAAAAAAUACCUGAACUCUGGAACGGUAACACUGCUGUCAUUCCUGGUGGACAUUGAAGUCACUUUCCUGGACUACAUCAAAGGAGGGACCCAGAUUAACUUCACCGUGGCCAUUGAUUUCACAGCUUCCAAUGGAAACCCAGCUCAGCCCACCUCACUCCACUACAUGAGUCCCUACCAGCUAAAUGCUUAUGCAAUGGCUCUGAAGGCAGUGGGAGAGAUCAUCCAGGACUACGACAGCGAUAAGAUGUUCCCCGCACUUGGCUUUGGCGCCAAGCUGCCACCGGACGGACGGGUGUCCCAUGAGUUUGCUUUGAAUGGGAAUCCUCAGAAUCCGUACUGCACAGGUAUCGAAGGUGUGAUGGAAGCCUACUAUCAGAGUCUGAAAUCAGUGCAGCUCUACGGCCCCACCAACUUCUCCCCUGUCAUCAACCAUGUGGCCAGGUAUGCAGCUUCAGUGAAGGAUGGCUCCCAGUACUUUGUGCUUCUCAUCAUCACAGAUGGCGUCAUCUCAGACAUGGCCCAGACCAAGGAGUCUAUUGUCAAUGCCUCCUGUCUGCCAAUGUCCAUCAUCAUUGUGGGGGUAGGACCUGCAGAAUUUGAUGCCAUGAUUGAGUUGGAUGGUGAUGAAGUCAGAAUUUCAUCCAGAGGAAGAUACGCCGAGAGAGACAUUGUUCAGUUUGUGCCAUUCAGAGACUACAUCGACCGAACAGGGAACCACAUCCUGAGCAUGGCCCGCCUCGCCAAAGACGUCUUGGCCGAGAUCCCCGAUCAGUUCCUCUCCUACAUGAGGACCCGUGGGAUAAAGCCAUCGCCUGCACCGCCUCCCUACACGCCACCGGGCCAACUGCUCCAAACCCAAAUAUGAGCUGCGAGGCACACAAGGGUUUCCGGAGUCAGGGUUUUAACUGAACUGACUUAGCGCUCUAAAUACUUCCAUUUCCUCAAAGCCACUCUCCAGGUCUGGUCCUUGUGGGUCACGGUGGUCUUUCUUGUGUCCAGGAAGCUGCAUGUCGAGGGCCAAGAGAGAGUGAUGCUUUCAAAGGCAGGAAAAGCCAAUGAGAGUCUGUUUACUUCCGCGACUGUCAAGCAUUCCUCUUGCUAUCUGAUUUUUUUUUUUAUUUGAAUUUUUUUUUAAAUGCCUGGGAAACUUCUUGAUCAGUGUUUGGAGGGAUUUUGGAAUGUGUGGAUUGAAGCUGGAAAUGAUCUCAACUGCCUGAUUGACUUAUUGAAGUAAGGGGGAAAAAUGAAGGAGAAAAA
Messenger RNA from Solea senegalensis (Senegalese sole), 2235 nucleotides. RefSeq names its product copine-8. The transcript is spliced from 20 exons. Gene Ontology annotation, biological process: cellular response to calcium ion. The record is from RefSeq and is a predicted model, not a curated record. The coding region runs from base 149 to 1843 and encodes 564 amino acids. Gene Ontology annotation, cellular component: plasma membrane. Gene Ontology annotation, molecular function: calcium-dependent phospholipid binding. Lineage: Eukaryota; Metazoa; Chordata; Actinopteri; Pleuronectiformes; Soleidae.